Engraulis encrasicolus (European anchovy) is the source of this 468-nucleotide messenger RNA. RefSeq names its product SEC61 translocon subunit gamma (gene sec61g). Gene Ontology annotation, molecular function: transmembrane protein transporter activity. The record is from RefSeq and is a predicted model, not a curated record. Bases 139 to 345 code for a protein of 68 amino acids. Lineage: Eukaryota; Metazoa; Chordata; Actinopteri; Clupeiformes; Engraulidae. Gene Ontology annotation, cellular component: Ssh1 translocon complex; membrane. Gene Ontology annotation, biological process: protein targeting; post-translational protein targeting to membrane, translocation. The transcript is spliced from 4 exons.
GGAAAGGGCUUCCGUGGAUUUUAACGCUACGUCAGCCUUUCAGCUAAAAACCUUUUUCUCAAGACAUACGUGGCCAGAAACAUCAGCCGGUCAGAUUGUCAACACCUGACGCUAAGCAGAAAACCCCACUGUACCACCAUGGAUCAAGUAAUGCAGUUCGUGGAGCCCAGUCGGCAAUUCGUGAAGGACUCCAUCAGACUGGUGAAAAGGUGCACAAAACCCGACAGAAAAGAAUUCCAGAAGAUCGCCAUGGCAACAGCAAUUGGAUUUGCCAUCAUGGGCUUCAUCGGAUUCUUUGUCAAACUCAUCCACAUCCCCAUCAACAACAUCAUUGUUGGCGGCUGAAUGCUGUUGUGCUGUCUUUAUAUGGAAACCGUGCUGACGACUGACUAGAAUGAGUGGACAAUUUCUACGUUUUUGUGUUAAAUGUUUUCUGUUUGUUAAUAAAUGAUCAAGUGGGGAAAAUGG